AGAUGCUGAGGUGACAGCAGGCAGAAGGAGAAAAGGGACGACCAACACUCCGACAUAUUUCACCCUGUACGUCUGUUUGUUAUUCUCUAACAUUUCCUACAAACGCGACCACCGCCGCCAUCUCUUCUUCAUGGACGGCUCCCUCGCGAUGGGAUUCCGCUUAAUGUCGUCCCCCCCGCCUCCAAAAGCAGAGGAUUUGUUGUAACCACACCCGGCUGUUCUUUGGAUUGGAUCAAGGAUUGGCAGCAAAGACCCGAGGGUUCUCCAAAAGGCCCAAAUGCUCCUCCAAGUUUGAGGCCGCUGGUCGAGGGGGGGGAAGCAGUGAGGACAUUGUCCCAGGUCCACAGACGGGAUGAGCGGGGGAACGGAGCAAGCUGACAUCCUAACAGUGCUCUCCCUGGUCAAGGAACGAUGGAAAGUGGUGAAGAAGAUCGGGGGAGGCGGGUUCGGGGAGAUCUACGAGGCGGUGGACCUCCUGACGCGGGUCAGCGUGGCUCUGAAGGUGGAGUCGGCCCAGCAGCCCAAACAGGUGCUCAAGAUGGAGGUGGCCGUGCUGAAGAAGCUCCAGGGUAAAGACCACGUGUGUCGCUUUGUGGGAUGUGGCCGCAACGACCGCUUCAACUACGUGGUGAUGGAGCUUCAGGGUCGUAACCUGGCUGACCUGAGGAGGAGUAUGACUCGGGGAACCUUCAGCAUCAGCACCACGCUGCGUCUGGGGCGGCAGAUCCUGGAGGCCAUCGAGAGCAUCCACUCUGUCGGCUUCCUGCAUCGUGACAUCAAACCGUCCAAUUUCGCAAUGGGCCGCUUCCCGAGUACGUGUCGGACCUGCUACAUGCUGGACUUCGGUUUGGCGCGUCAGUUCACCAACUCCUGCCAGGAGGUCCGACCUCCUCGUCCAGUGGCAGGGUUCAGGGGAACAGUCAGAUAUGCAUCUGUCAAUGCCCACAAGAAUAAGGAGAUGGGUCGUCACGAUGAUCUGUGGUCUCUCUUCUACAUGCUGGUGGAGUUUCUGGUCGGGCAGCUGCCAUGGAGGAAGAUCAAGGACAAAGAACAUGUGGGGAAGCUGAAGGAUACUUACGACCAUCGUCUGAUGCUCAAACACCUGCCGGCAGAGUUUGGUGUUUUCUUGGAACACAUCGCCACGCUCGACUACUUCACAAAGCCAGACUACGAGCUGCUGAUGUCGGUGUUUGACAACAGCAUGAAAACCUACAAUGUUGUGGAGAAUGACCCGUACGACUGGGAGCGGACCGGCACCGAUGGCACUUUAACGAUCAGUGCCAGCGCCACGACACCGCAGCAUCACACGCGCCUCACUCCGGCACACAUGGGUAUGGCGAAUGCCUCCCUGAUCCCUGGCGACCUGCUGAGGGAAAACACAGACGAGGUUCUGCAGGACGAGCAGCUCAGCGACGUGGAGAACAACCCAGCUCCGGACCGCCUGACGGGAUCUCCGCUCCACCCUCACCGCAACCAGGAGGCGGAUGUGUGGGAGGAGCUCGACCGCAACCGGAACCGCAUAAGGACGGCAGUCUGGAAGGCGGCAACGGAGGAUGAACAAAGCAACAACCAGGGCAACCACGCUCACCAGGGCUAUGCUGGGCCGAGCCUGGGUUCUCCAGUCAAACUGCACUCUGAGCUGGGGGCUUCAGAACGUGAUGGCCUCCUGCUCAGGAAGCUCCGCAACAUCCACAGUUUGGAUAUGGAGAGGAGGCUCAGCCUAGAAGCCAAACCCAGUCCAGAGCGCUUCCUGGAGACCUGCUCAGGGAAGCAGCAGCUCGGCCCCCAGCAGCAGGACAUGGCGUCUGACGGAGCAGCGAUCAUCCCGGUAACUCAGGGUCAGGCUGUACCUGCCGGUGAGCGCCACGACAGGGUCUGGCACUACGACGAGGAGUUCCGGUUGAGCGGUGGAUCUCCUAAGCCGGCAUCCUGUGGAUCCCUGGAGCAGGGAGAGGGGGCAGCCAUCAGCGGUGGCUUUGUGGCCCUGAACCUGAGCUCUGGGAGGCAAGACAUUGACUCAAGGGAGUGGGUAAUGGUGGAGAGGCCCGGCGGCUCUCCUGGAGCCAAGACCGCCACCUCGGAGGAGGAUGAGGAGCCAGAGAUGCUCCAGCAGGGGGAUCAGUCUCCUGGCUGGGAAAAGUGCAGUCCCAGCCCCCACUCUGGCAAAGCUAGACGAGAAAGCACGGCUUCCUCCAAGGGAAGUACAAAAGUGGACAAGUUGGAGCUUAGCGUGGGCCCCGGCGGGGGUCUGCCUCCCGUUACUCCCACCAGCCCGGGUGAAGCUCUGGCUGAAGGAGUUCUCACUCAGUUCCCCACCUCUCCUCCGUCCCUGCCUGAAGAAGUCGCAUUCAGGACCUCCAGCCCCAUCCCUCUGCGCUCUCCCAGCCCUCACACACUCCUGACCACCCUGUCGGACCCGUUGCACCUGCGCCACCCACCCUCCCUGAGGCGCAGCAUGUCCGUCGACCCGCAGCAGCAGGAGCGCGCCUCCUCCUCCUCCUCCUGCCACGCCUCCCUACCACCAUACCCCGCUACCGGCACUCGCUCACCCGCUCGCAGGAAACUGCCGGCCAUCCCGGCGGGCGCUGCCAACGCCAAGUUUCCCUCCGUCAUACGCAUCACUCGCGCCCAGCUUCAGCAGUUGACUGCUCAGCGUCCCUCUGGGCUUUCCUCCCAGUCGGGAUCAGACAGUGCUCCACAGUGCCUCCUGCUGGAGAGGCGGGUUGAGGCUGAAGCUGAGACUCAGCAGGUGCAGGAGCACACAGCAGACAUCGGCUCCCCCCAGGACCAUGUGCCCACCCAUCCCGGGACUCCCACGGACCCCCUGGCUGAGAUAAUGGUCAAUGGAGACAUGUUUCCCAAAGCUCAAAGCCCUCCGCCAAACCGUGUGUCUUCCCCUCGCUCCCCACGCUCUCCACACUCGCCUCCUCUGCACUUGCCUUCCUCUCCUCGUUCCCCUCACUCCCCUCACUCCCCUCACUCCCCUCACUCCCCUCGCUCCCCUCACUCCCCUCGAAGCCCCUUGUUUGCCAACGGCCACCUCUCCCCUUCUGUUAACAGCCAAAGGGAUUUAAGUUACGGAGCGUUCCCCAAGCUGAAAGACCCUAAGAAUGAUUCUGGCCCGAAUCCCUGUGCCACAGAGCCUCAGCUGAGGGGGGAGGGGAGCAGAGAGAUGAACCACGAUCAGACCAAUGGACCAGCCCCCUCCUCCCCGGCUGCCCCCCGUAAGGACCCCAGCCGGAGGCACAGUCGCAUCCCAAUCCUGGAGCCCUUCAGCCUGCUGGAUCUCCCUCCUGCGGGGUCCGCCAAGGAGAAACUCCUCCAGAAAAAAGCCAACCACCAGGGCUCGGUCCCCUCUCCCACGGCUUCACCCUCUCUCUCUGAUAGGCGUGGCCCCAUGAUGGCGUCCCUCGCUAGGGAUCCGCUGUCCUCCAACUCUGACCGCUCUCAGGAUGAGGACUCUCUCAUGGGCUCCCGCUCUGACCGGCAGGGAGAUGAUGCUCCCUCCCUUUCCUCCUCCUCCAGCCCUCUGUCCCGCAAGAGCAGGAUCCCCCGUCCCGUUCAUUCGGCUGCUUCUGCCGAGCAGCUGGCCGCCCAAUACCUGCCGCGCCCGCCCCCUGGAAAACCACCGUGCCGCCCCACAGCGGAGGGCAGGCUCAGACGUUACCGCAUCCGAGCCGGCAGCAACAGUGACUCAGACCUGCUGACAUGCCUCGCUCAACUGAUGCAUGGUUCCCGGGGCUCCCCCCUCCACCACCGCUCCUCAGCCCAGCACGGGGGCUCCAGGAUGGGCGUCUGCAGCCUGACGAGCUCCCCACACCACCACCGCAGCUCCAGCGCCUCCCCGCGCAGCUCCUCUUCCCUGCAGCGCUCCGUCAGCUCCUCGCCCUCCCGCCACGAGCACCGGGGAGCCGGGGGAGGGGGUUGCCUGGGCCGCAGCCGCUCACCUCCCAGCUUCUCCGGCUCGCCACCUCCUCGCCGCUUCUACCCUCACCACCAGGAAACCUGCUGCAGCCGCCAGGCUCGCACGGGCCCCUUCCACCUGUCCAGGGGAAAGAGCUGCAGCCGAGAGGGCAAGUGCUCCAGCAAGCUGGCCAGAUAGUUUCCCUGCAGGUGACGCUGCCGCAGCAGAGGACUGGAAGGCUCCAGUUUCUUGAUAGUUUGGUCAGGAUUAAAGCCUGAGUCUUCCUGUAUCAGUUUCCCUUCUUACUCUGUCAGUCUGAACCUUGUCUCGCUGUUCCCCGCUGUUCUCUUCCUUCUAUUUGCACACAGGGUGUCUCAUUGAUUUAUGUGCCCAGCUUUAUUGGAGUGAUUUAGUAAUGCACUUCCACUUCCAUUUUGACUUGAAAAACAAAUCUGUGGGACAGAAUAUGAGAUAUCCUGACUUUUAGUCUCUUAAACUCUUUUAAAGCUCUUACAUUUUCCAUAAUGUAACUUAAAAGCACCCACUUUAUAAUGAAGGCUUACUGUUGAAGUCGAACCCCAUCUGACAUUCACCGGCUGCAGAGUACUUCUUACGACGAGUAAACUGAGCCUCAAGUGUAAAAUCGGUGCUUCUUUAAGAACUUACUAGACAAGCCAUGUUGACGAGUCAGGGUCCUCAUUUCAUCAUUAUGUUGUAGAACAAAAGAGCAUAGCUGCAAGAUGAAUCAGUGGUUUGCCCAUGCAGGCAGCACUGUAAUAUGUAAACUAAUAGUUAUUUUGGCCAGCGGGCACAUAAAUAAAUCAGCUUCCUGUUUCUUCAUCUUCAUGCAUCCUGCACCACAAUGUAAUGUAACUUAUUUAUCCCCAGUAUUAAUGCACUUGGAAUACACUGAUGGAAGAUCAGUAAACAUGAUCACAACUUAAUUAAAUAUUGCCCUGGGGCUGACCCAGUUAUCUCCUCUGCACUCAGAGAUUGCAGGCAGGGUAUGAUGUUUACUUUAUGUUAUAUCCGAAUGCAUAAAGCCAAUAUUUGUGUACAGUUGUAUUUAUUGAGAUAUUUAUUUUGAUGCUUAGCAAUGCUUGAGACUCUUACCCUCUUCUGUGUGAUGGUGGAUGUAUGGUUUCGUGUCACUCACAUUAGUUUUAAAUGUUAAAUUAAAAGGGAUUAUUCUAAAAAAAUCCUUUUAUACAAUCAAUCAUGUCAAGUGCGUGAGGACACACACCUUUUUGUGCCUACUGUGUUGCUAAGAGGGAAUCAGAAGUGUUUCGCUGACUGAAGGGAUUACAGGUUAGCAGUGUGUUAGUGGUAGUUAUUCAGUAGUAGCAGUAGAUAGCUUAAGCAACACAAGGUACAUUACUGAGUAAUGUUCAGACACAGAUGUUUGUCUCAGCGUGUGCCUUGGCACUUUAGGGCAGCUUGGGGAUUCACUUUGUUUGUAUUUAAACAAAAAGGAGCCAAAAACAGUCUUGUGCCAGUGGUUAGAAGACAACCCUUUUAACCAGUAUUCUUAGAAAAAGGUAGCAACACCAAUAUUUGUAAAUCAAACACAAUUAGAGUUACUUGAGUAGCAAUUAUUUGUAAUGACAAAAAAAGGAGAUAUUUUAAGUGGAACCCAUCACAACUGUCCUGUUUAUAUAUACCAGGUCAGUCCUGGAGAUACAACUUGAUAAAAAUGUGAUUUUUAGACCUCAAACAUCUUGUCAAACGUUAUUGAAAAUCGAGGCCAUAUGUAAAUAUAUUUCCCACACCAAAAUGAUGUUCCACGCUUCCAUGCCAGAUAGUUUUCUUGACAGUUUUUGUUCCUCCUGUGCCGAAGAAUGUCUUUUAUAUAAUGACAUACAGUAUGUUUGUGCACAAGGGAAAGGAAUCAGAGUAUUGUUUGUGUUUGAUUUAGUUAGGAUUCCUCACUGAACCUCCACCACCUCCUCCCACUCCUCUGCUUGUAAGAUAGUGUAAAAUAACUCCAGCUUCCUUCCGAUGCUACUCUUUGCAUGCUCAACAGAAAAAAAAACACAGAAUCAACGACCGAGUAAAAAGCUGCAUACCACUCCCCCUCACACGGCAUCUUUCUUGUAACCCAGCAGUGAUUCAUAUUUUCUCUGACCCAUCUUAUAUUCUUUCUAUUCCUCCUCUUCCCUCCUGAUGUCUUGUUUUCUGUGCUUCCUGCACUGACUUCACUGGGAUGAUUGCGUCGCAGGACUACGAUAGACCGUACGAGCCCCGAGGACUGUGAAAAUAACUGACAUUAUGAUGAAAUCAAACAGAAGAAUAAGGAGAAUAGACUUUACAACUGUGAUUUGAAAAAUCAAAAGGGUAGUAUAGAUGCUUUUAGGUGGGGUUGCAUAAGGUACUUCAGUCUAUUAUUUACAGUAGAUAACUGUGGGCGCGUUUAACGUCACAAAGAAGAAGACCCCAAGGGGAAAUCUAAAAAAGUAAAGUAAUGUACUGCUAUUAUCGUGGGGGGCCGCAGCAAAACAUAUUGUACCCACUUAAAACAACAAGGCCGACCUAGAAUUUUAAUAUCAGUUUAAGUGAACAGUAUAUACAUUUUCAUCCCUUUACCUUACUGUCUAACAAGUACAGACGAGUCCCCGAAGCCUUGAUCUAUACUGUAAUAUCCUGACUAUGUAAAUUACCUCAUGCAACCCACCUUCAACAGCAGUCAUAGCAGCUACACAUAUGGAAAAAAGAAACGAAUCACAUUGCCAAAUAUUUUGAUAGAUUUUGCAGAUGUGGUUUGAUAAAAUGAGAGCGUACAGAGAUUGAAUGUUGCUUUGUAGUUAUAUAAAUUGUGCUGUUCCGUGCAGAUCUUGGAGAUAUAUCUACUCUCACAGAGCAGCUAUGAUGACUCAUCCUGAAGGCAGACAGCGUUCAGUCAGUCAGUCGCCUUAAUGUCUCCUCUCUGCCCCUCUGUGCAUAGCGAGGGAUGACUGAGCCUUGUCUGUGUUGGAGAUCAUUCCACUAUUCGGCCAAGCCAAGCCUUUCUGUCACUCAUCAUCCUUGUGUGUGAAAGGCAUGUGCCUGUCAGCGUGGUCAAUAUAUCAACAGUGAAAAUCAAUGCUGUCAGACCCUUGUGCUUACCAAGCCGGAGAGAUCCAUGUUUUUCUGUGAGAGUGCGUGGGGAAAUGUAUCGAUCGACUGGGUGCAGCAUUCGAGAUGUGUGUGUUAGUGUGAUAGCUGUAUGCUCUCAAACUGGAGUGUGCAAUUCCUUACAUGUCGCCAGCAAUCAAUCUUUGAAUCGUCCCUCUUUCAACUCAAGAUAUUUCAAGCUUUCAAAGUUCCGAACGCAGUUGUGCAGACUUUUAAUAUAUACCUGUAAAAUAUAAAGUAAUUAUUUAAAUAAAAAGUAACUAUUGUAAACUUAAAUGCUAACAGGCUUCAGUGAAAGGGAGGAACAGACACUAAACAGUGCUGCUGGUUUCUAAAGAUAUCGGAUUCCUUCUCAUGUUUUCUUUAUUAUGAUCGCACAUAAGUGAUGUGGAGAUGUAGUACUAGUGUUACCCUCCAGAUGAGAUUCUCUUUGUCGCUUUUUAAAGUGGCUUGCUCAUAGAAAGGUUUCAUAUUUAUAGUAGCUUGCUGGGUAUUUGUGGUUAAAUACCCAUAUGCCAGCAAAAGAAACCCAGAUGUUUUAAUUUAUUUUAGGCGGAAACUAAUGAUAGCUUUGGUGUGCACGUGUACACUUCUCAUGUCAUUACAUUGAAUUGCUUGUAAGUAACUUCUAAAUACUUGACAGAAAUUAUUUAUUGUGACAUUUGCUAAUUCACCCAUCCAUCAUUUUGACUUCAAUUGUCGGGAUUUUUUUUAAUGGUGGAUAUUUUUCUGUUGUAAUGUACGUCCUGGUUUUGAAAUGUUACUGUACAGUUUCAAGGAAAGAGUGUAACAAGUGGGAGUUUUGCAUUGUAUAUAACUGUAAUUAUUUAUGUUUAUUCUAUCAUUUGUAUCAUAUCAAUGCCUUGUACAGUGUUUCUUUCUGUUCUGUUUUGAAAUUAUUUUGUAUUUUAUUUUUAUAAACUGGUUAUAAAUAAAAUACUCAUUCCGCAUGCAGACAUA
Messenger RNA from Eleginops maclovinus (Patagonian blennie), 7975 nucleotides. RefSeq names its product tau tubulin kinase 2a (gene ttbk2a). The record is from RefSeq and is a predicted model, not a curated record. Gene Ontology annotation, biological process: signal transduction; cilium assembly; peptidyl-serine phosphorylation. Gene Ontology annotation, cellular component: nucleus; cytoplasm; ciliary basal body. The coding region runs from base 353 to 4102 and encodes 1249 amino acids. NCBI's taxonomy places the organism in Eukaryota, Metazoa, Chordata, Actinopteri, Perciformes, Eleginopidae. Gene Ontology annotation, molecular function: ATP binding; protein serine/threonine kinase activity. The transcript is spliced from 16 exons.